Messenger RNA from Indicator indicator, 2298 nucleotides. It is a transcript of the gene CFAP91, whose product is annotated as cilia and flagella associated protein 91. The record is from RefSeq and is a predicted model, not a curated record. NCBI's taxonomy places the organism in Eukaryota, Metazoa, Chordata, Aves, Piciformes, Indicatoridae. Bases 67 to 2298 code for a protein of 743 amino acids. The transcript is spliced from 16 exons.
GAGAAGGACCAUUCAAAGUCAAAUGUCCAUGUUCAGCUUGUUGGUGAUAAAGUGGUAGGUGCACCAAUGCUCAGCAGUAUGUUUAGCAGCUUGAUCCAUUUACCGAGCUACAGUCAGUGCUUAGAGGGGAAAGAUCCAGUGCCUUCAUUGACUCACCCAAGAUGGAGGGGGAUGGCUCAGCAACGCCUGGAAACUCUUCAGCAGCUUGCUGCAGCUCAAUCUUCUCUUCAGUUACCUCAAAUUGUGUAUGAAGAUCCUGAAGUUAGUGGAAGGAAUCGCUACAAAUAUUUUGCACGACCUCGAACCCCUUCCAAUAAGCUGCUUCCACUAAAUGUUGCUUACGAAGCUGCAAUGACAGAACCCUGUGUCCAUUCAGCUACAAGCAACAGCAAGGCCUGUGGACCCAUGCUACGAACAUUGGGCACACAGACAGAUUACAGGGAUGGUGAAGCCCAGACAGAUCCCUAUUCCCCUGAAUACAUAGUUCCCAGUGGCUCAAUCCCUGAACUUCUGAUGCUUGCUACGCUUGCCUGGGGUCGGGGGCUGCCAGCAGGACUAGCCGAGGUGGAGAUGAUUGAACGUGCCCGGGAAAAACGUGCAUGGGAAGCAAAUCUUCCAGCCAUGGACAGUGCUUCAAAUAUCACAAAGAGGAGGAAGAUGAUGGAUCAUAUGGAGAGAAAGGAGUGGGCCUUUAGAGAACAGGAAAUAGAAAAGUUGCAGGAGGUUCGACUGGAAGUCUUAAAGAAGCUGCUGCAAAGGCAAGAAGAGACUCAGAAUAAGGUGAAUGCCAAACGCUUGGAUUACCACUGGCAAAAUCAUCAGAAGGCUAAAGAAGAGAAAAUAAAAAAGAUUCAUCGUGACUGCGCACUGAUGCUCAGGAAACUGAUAGCUAAGAGGAAGAAUGUGAUGGGGAAGCUGGAGAGACGAGAUAUCAUCAAAGAAUAUACUGAUUUUGCAUCACAAAUAUAUGCUCCUUUGUCUAGAAAUGGUUAUUUCCCAGACAACCAUUCUGAACGCUACGUGGUAAAAAGCUUCUAUCUUGACACCUUUGCAGGACUUUGUGAACUGGAAGCAUCUCUCCCAGAUUACAUCACCCAGGUCAAGAUUAAAGCUCCAAAACCUAAGUACAAUGCCACUGAGACUGGAUAUAUUAAAAGAUCAGCAAGGCUAGAAGUGACACUGGCACAAGUUCACCAGGCACUACUGGAGAAGAAGAAUAAAGUCAAGGAGCCAAAGAAGCCUCUCAGUUUCCUAGAAAAAGUAGAAAAGCCUAUUCCUCGCCCACCCACUCCAGUCCUGGAAAGUCCAUCAAUUGAGGAAGAGGAAAAAGAACUGGCAGUGAUCUGUCUGCAGAAGUUGCUCCGAGGCAGAGCUAUCCAGAACAUGAUGUUUGAAGAAAAGGAGAAGCGUGUGGAACUGAUCCAAGAGCUGCGCACCACUCAUGCACUCCAGGAGGAUGGACAGCUGCUUUUGAAGGCAGAGGCUGAAAUGGUGCUGGCUCUGCAGCAGCAGCAUAACUUGCAAAUGGACAAGCUGUCAUCCAUAGAAAACCACUUGGCUAGGGAAGAAGGAAGGGCACUGGCAAACAUAUUUGAUUUCCUAUCCAAAGAGCUGGUUAGGCUGCAAGAAGAGCGGAAGAUCCACGCUUUUGUCAUGCUGGCUGAGAGGGAGAGGCGGAUGCGGGAAGCGGAGGAGAGUGGACGUCGUCAGGUGGAAGAGAGGCGACGUCAGGAAGCAGAUGAGAUUUUCAAACAGGUGGUGGAAGUGCACCAGCACACUAUUGACUCCUACUUGGAAGAUAUUAUCCUAAGCAGCAUAGAGCAGGCAGCUGAAGAGCGAGCCCGGGAGGAGGUUCAGAGAAGAGCUGUGGAAAUCAAUGACAUUGCGUACGAAAUGGAACGUCGUCGAACUCGCCUACAGUCAGAAGAGAUUGUAGCAGAGCUGGUUUAUGAUUUCCUGAUCCCAGAAGCUGAGAAAAUGUCUAUCAGAGAGAAAGUGAGGCAGUCCCAAAGAAAACACAUGUAUGCUGCUCACCAGAUCGUCCACAGGGGUGCAGAGAAGCUACUGGCUGAUCUGGCAGUACCUCAGGAGACAUCUGACAGCAAGAUAAAGGGAGAUCCUCCUGCUCGGACAGCUAGUGCUGCUCGGAGUGGGACAGCUGCUGAACCAAGUGCAGGUGACAGCAGUUGCUCUGCCCCAGGUGCACAAGAACCAGCUGAACUUCUGUGCGAAGAAAGGCUAGGAGAGACAGCAGUGAACCCUUCCAGUGGAUCUGACAAGGAUCCCACAGCCUCCUAG